Molecule: messenger RNA, 1756 nt
Organism: Gadus chalcogrammus (walleye pollock)
Lineage: Eukaryota; Metazoa; Chordata; Actinopteri; Gadiformes; Gadidae
Gene: srpx
Product: sushi-repeat containing protein X-linked
Exons: 4
Coding region: 184-762 (192 amino acids)
Source: RefSeq, a predicted model, not a curated record
CAAAAUACACAUUUCCAAAAAAAAGCAAUUAUUCCAGCUCUCGCGAUUUAAAUCCAGCGGGGUCUUUCCUGACUUUGUUUUGUCGCAUAAACGAGCCCCGUUGAGUGGACAUGUGGUGUGUUCUCCCCCCUGGGGGGCGCAGUGCGCCGCUGCAGUCCUCUGUUCCCCUCUGACAACGGCUACAUGAAGUGCGACGGCGACGGGGACAACUACGGCGCCACCUGCCACUUCACGUGCACGGGCGGCUACGAGCUGACCGGCAGUGCCGCCAGGGUGUGUCAGUACGGCCUCAUCUGGUCCGGCACCGACACCAACUGUGCACCCAUGAACAUCAACGUGGGCGUGCGCAGCGCGGCCGCACUAUUGGACCAGUUCUACGAGAAACGGAGGCUGCUGGUCGUCUCAGCGCCGACCGCGUCCAAUCACUACUACCGCUUCCAGAUGACCAACCUCCAGCCAGCCCAGUGUGGUCUGGACCUCCGACAUGUGACCGUGGUAGAGCUGGUGGGGAACUAUCCGGCCCAGAUCGGUCGGAUUCGACACAGGAUCCUCUCCCCAGGACUGGCCCUGCAGCUCAGGCUGCUGCUGCAGCUCUCUCAGAGGACGUUCAGCAUGGUGCUGCUGGACAAGCAGGGACUGGACAAGAUGCGCUACACCUUCCCCAUCACCGCCGCCGAGAUCUUCACCACCAUCGACACCUUCCCCCUGCGCAAGGAGGAGGAGCUGCUGCAGCAGGAGGCCGGCCAGAACUGUCAGGCCUAAAGCCCGCCCGGUCCGUCAGUGGAUUGCGCGUCGCAACCGCCACGCCGCAGUGGUUAUUUUUAUAUUGAUGCUGUCGGUUAAGGUCCAGAGUUGUCCAGAGAGAGAGGAAGCAAAACCACAAGAACAACCCACAGAAAUGUCCCCUCCCUCCAUUGAGAAGUCCCUGCACCUGUGGUUAUUAGGCAAGAUGGUUUCCCUCGGCCAAUCAGGUGAGAGAUGCCGUGAUUAGUCAGAAACGAGCCGGGAGCUGUCUGAAAAGUUCAUUGGCUAAUACAGAGGCCGGCAACUCGAAACAGAGUAUUUCCUCACUAAUAGCCGAGAGAUAGCUUUAGCAUUUAUAACAAAUAACAAACACACUAAGAUGAUUGCUCUAAAAUCUUUCCUACAGCACCUUUAACAGAAAGAUAUUUGUCUAAGGUGCUUCAAUCGUCAGUCUGAACGGAUUUGUGUGCGUACAAAACAUGCAAGUGUGUUAGUAUGUUAAUGUGUGUUCGUCUGUGUGUGUGUGUGCUGGCAUUCAAUAUUAAUAAAUGCCAUUUCAAGAGUUGGGUCAACCGAAAGGGUUUUUCUAAAUCUCAAAAAUCGAUGAUUUGUGGGAUUCAUUACAAUCAUAUUGAUUUUCUGUUCCGUCGGUCUGUAUUUUAUCAUUCAUUAUUUUCCAUUAUCGAAUCAUUUAUUUGAUACAUGAACACGAAUGGCAAAAUAUCUUUAGCUGCCUUAUAUUUAUGUUUCAUUGUUUUUUUUAAGCCAUGUACGCAGUUUUCAAAUACAAAAUAUGGGCAUAUGUACAAGACAGUUAUGCUGGUGUAUCUGCAUGCUGUGUCAAUGUACCCAAACCUAAUUAAACAUGUCUCUUCAGACCAACAGGUGUUCUGUGUUUACUGCCUGUAGUUUCAGGUAGGAGAAAUUCCCAAGUGCACGUGCCGUUCUGGCUCUGAAAACGCCUGCUUCAGGGAAAAAUGCUUGUUCAGAAGAAGAAAAGAGCGAUACCAUC